GUCGAACUGAGCCUCCCUCCUUGACUCCGUCAGACCACCACGCACUCUCGUUCUUUCUCUGCACAAUAUUCACUUAUUUGCCUCUUAAUCGGUAUACCGACCCUCCUCCCCUUCCCUCCUCUACAAGCAAUCUACAAAAUUCGCAGACCUUCCAACGAUAAACAACCUCCGCUCGACAACCUCAAAACAAAAUUCGAGACAGUGUGACAGGUUUCCACAAUGGUCGAAUUCGACGUCCACAACAUCCAGAAGAUAAAGCUGGGUGUGCAUAUCACUCAAGUGGCCUUCAUUGUCGUUUCUUGGGUCAUUGAGAUUGUUGUUUUCAACAAGGCGUCAAGUAUCGAUGGCAGACCUGGCUGGUAUUUUGGCCUUUGCUUCUUGACAAUCCCGGCCAUCAUUUAUUUGACAAUGACUCCUCGCUUUCCUCGCACCCGCAAAUUCGGCCCUCCCCUCGCCUUUACAAUCGUGGAUAUCCUGUUUGCAUUCCUCUGGAUCUCUGCAUUUGCCUCGCAAGCAAGCUAUAACUCGAGUGGGAAAUGCAAAGGUGCGUGCGGUGCUAGCAAAGCUAUUGUUGGAAUGGGUGUCUUCAUCUGGUUGUUCUGGUGCUUAACAGCAUUGAUGUCGGUCUAUGGCUACAUUUAUUUCCGCCGCGAAGGCUAUCUCCCAGGAGCCUCGAGAGCGCCCCACAAUGCAAACAUGAUCGAUCCGGACAAGGAGGCAUUCUCAACGGCUCCUCAUGACGACGAGUACGCACCUGUCCACAAUGUGGAUGAGCAUGAACUUCCAGACCACCAUGAAGGUAGUGGCUAUGGUGCUGGAUCUUCAUCGGUGGGAGGUGGAUAUGAUGCACCAAGUUAUACAAGCGGAGGAUAUCAACCACCUCAAGUCCAUGAUGAGCCAACCAGUUAUACUGGUUAUACUGGCUCAGCACCAGUUAACAGUGGACCUGGAGGACGACUUCAGUUUCCUGAUGCGAGAUACGACAAUGUAUGAGUGGCGUUGUAAAAAUAUGGGCAGGUGGGCAUGCAUGCACAAAGGCGUUUUGGACAUGAUUUCGGGUUCGCCGUGUUGAUACCAAUAGAUGUGCAAAUAGAAGAUUCUUGGUCGGC
Messenger RNA from Hyaloscypha bicolor E, 1109 nucleotides. RefSeq lists its product as uncharacterized. The transcript is spliced from 3 exons. The record is from RefSeq and is a predicted model, not a curated record. NCBI's taxonomy places the organism in Eukaryota, Fungi, Ascomycota, Leotiomycetes, Helotiales, Hyaloscyphaceae. Bases 220 to 993 code for a protein of 257 amino acids.